CUCAGCUUUCGACACUGUUCGCAGUGGGUGCUCAGUUGGAGUGUUUGACACUGGAUGAAUUCAUUCCUUUUUAAGCAAUCAACGAAGUCUGUCCUUAUCUCCAUCCGCAACAAAGCUAUCCGCGAGUCCUUCCGCCAGUUCCUUCGGUUCCUGUGGACAACAUUGGAGUUUUUGUGCUGGUUGUUACGCCGCAGACCUGACGACUUAAGCACCCGUGCUCCAACUCGACUACUGUCCGUCCUUGACAGUUCAUGUCACACAUUGUUGGGAAGCUCGUUGGCUGGUGGGCUGGAGAACAAGAGCAUACGACGCCUGACAUGCCCCAGAUGUAUCCCAGCCCGUUCGACCCAUCCAUUACCCUCGACGAUUCGCGGUUCUCGCGUCGCAAGUCAAAUGUAUUGGAUACACUGUUGCCACCGUCUAGCUCAUCUGUCGCUCUACGGUCAGGGCUUCUCCUACACCUUCUCCCCCGACGAAGUCCUCGAAGUCAGGCUCUUCUUCUUCAGUCCGAGCGUACUCCUUCGAACCCAGCAGACAACCAUCUUCGUUCGCUGACCGCAAGCCGGCACCCCACUCUUCUGCGACUACCACCUCCCAAAGUUCGCCACGAUCGAGCGCUAAGCCUGAUCCAGCGAAGUUCACUUUCAGCGACAUGCCUCCCCCCUCCAGCGCAGCAAAUCCUUUUGCGUUUGAAUCCUCGGCCACGUUCUCGAAAUCUACACCCAAGAAGGUAUCUGUCUAUCCGACCUCUGCAUAUGUGACUCCCGACGUCACCCCAGCUCGUCAACCCGCUCGCACCGCGCCCACGACUCCAGCUCCCUUCAGUACUUCGGUAUCUUCCCAGUCUACUCCGCCUAGGCAAACCAAUUCAUCUGGAGCACGGACGUCAUACCCUACUCCGGAGUCCAACCCUUUCAAGUUCGAGGCGAAGCACAAGGUCUCUUCCGCGCGUCCGAGAGAUACGAAACCCAUCCCCGCUCCUAACUUCACCACCACGAGCAACACCAGCUCCGGGACGUCGAACUAUAACUCUGCGUCUCGGACGAAAGGGCGUAACGGAGGCUCGAAGUCCACGCAUCUCACUUCGACAGUCUUCGAGGACUCGGAUAAGGAAGACGAAUACACCUCUUCGUCUACGCUAGUAGCCACUCCUAGUGAAGGAACACGCGCCUUCGGUCUUGCCUCGCCACCUACUUCUCCCGUUUCCUCUCGUCGGCUCGGCACGACCUCUGCCAGUGCUUCCCAGUAUAGGUAUCCUUCCUCCUCAGCUGCCAGUGCUGGGUCAGCAUAUCGUACUUCUCCUCGCACGUCCGCGACACCGAGCAUGUCUGCAUCUGAGCCGUCGUAUACGUUCAAGAAGAGUGGAGAGAAGUUGAAGUCGUACCAAGCUAAGGAUCUGGAGAGACUGGUAAAGAGGGAGAAGAGCGAGAAUAUACCGGGGGUAAACAGUAACGUUGGGACGCUGUUGGCUUAUCAGAUGGGACUUGGGAAGACUCCGGUCGCCAUCGCACUCAUAUGUGCCCAUCCUCUUUCUGGACCAACUUUGGUUAUCUGUCCGAAUAAAGCAAUGAUCGAUCAGUGGGUGGGAGAAGUGGCGAAGUUCGCCCCGGAGCUGAAAGUCGCCAUUCACCAUGGUCCAAAAAGAUCCAAAGAUCCUCGGGUAUUUGCAGACAGACAUGUGGUGAUUACAACGUAUAACCUUUUGUGGCGACAAUACAAGGCACUCCAAGCGGACCUCCAACGUCUCAGAAGGGACGAUUAUCCUAUGUGGAACGGGAUGAAGUGGUGUCGCGUGAUUCUGGACGAGUCUCAGAAUAUGAAGAACUCGGCUACGUUGACUGCUGCCGCGUGUUGUGCUCUCGUGAAGGAUCAUGGGCUGUUGCUCAGCGCUACACCGGCUCAGAAUGCCUUGGAGGAGGAUUUGAAGUCCACAUGGCGGUUUCUCAAUGUGCCGCUAUCUGUUAGGUCCAGCGAUGCGCGUCUCUCUGAAUAUUUCAUUCGUCGGAAAACGGACGUCCUACAUGACCUUCCUGGUCUUCAUGAACACACCAUAAAUCUCAGAUUGACCCCGGUCGAGCAAUCGGUAUACGACUUCGUUACCGCCAUGAGGUACCACAGUCUUGCCCGUAUGACACGACAGAGUCAAGUGACGAGUCACCCAGCGCUCAUCAAGGGAUCUCUUCGACAGCGUGGCGUUUCUGAACAGACUCUCGGAGGCGAGGAGGGCCCGUUUGACGUGGGGUUUGAGUCCACGAAGAUCCAGGCCGUCAUGGAGGUUUUGGAGGAGAUUCGGCGUAGGCCGGGGAACGAAAAGACUAUCGUUUUCUGUCGAUUCCUACUCACGUUGGAUAUCUUGUUCGACUUGUUGGAAACAAGAGGAUAUGGGUGCACCUUAUAUAACGGCGAGAUAGGCGCUGCCGCACAGAAUGCGGCGCUUGCUGAGAUCGCGACAGACCCUCGUCGUACCGUUCUCUUGAUGUCUAUUGGCGCUGGCGGGGCAGGACUGAAUAUCACGUCGUGCAACAAUGUAAUCAUCACUGAACCGAACUGGAAUCCCUACAGGGAGGAGCAAGCAGUCGGUCGGGCGCAUAGGAUCGGGCAGACGAAGGAUGUUCAUGUUUACAGUUUGGUCGCGGAACAGACGAUCGACAGGCGUAUCACUGAGGUUCAGACGAAGAAGAGAAACAAGAUCGAUCCAUAUAUGGAGCGGAUGACUGCGAUGACUCGUUGAAGGCGAUUAAAGUCUAGGAGUACGUUACCGUUGAUAUGGAGAACAAUUUUCUUGGACACCAUUACUACUGAUGGGACGAACACUUUUUGAUAGUUUCUUGUACGCUGCUUACAUGCAGACAGAUCCUUCCGUUGCAAUAUACGAUAUAUGCUUACCGG
Messenger RNA from Stereum hirsutum FP-91666 SS1, 2889 nucleotides. Its product is annotated as P-loop containing nucleoside triphosphate hydrolase protein. Lineage: Eukaryota; Fungi; Basidiomycota; Agaricomycetes; Russulales; Stereaceae. Gene Ontology annotation, cellular component: cytoplasm. The transcript has 18 exons. Gene Ontology annotation, molecular function: ATP binding; ATP-dependent chromatin remodeler activity. The record is from RefSeq and is a predicted model, not a curated record. The coding region runs from base 653 to 2731 and encodes 692 amino acids.